Trifolium pratense (red clover) is the source of this 697-nucleotide messenger RNA. RefSeq names its product 40S ribosomal protein S15a-1-like. The transcript is spliced from 3 exons. NCBI's taxonomy places the organism in Eukaryota, Viridiplantae, Streptophyta, Magnoliopsida, Fabales, Fabaceae. Gene Ontology annotation, biological process: translation. Gene Ontology annotation, molecular function: structural constituent of ribosome. The record is from RefSeq and is a predicted model, not a curated record. Bases 147 to 539 code for a protein of 130 amino acids. Gene Ontology annotation, cellular component: cytosolic small ribosomal subunit; ribosome.
AACCCACUCACCACCGGGUUGGGUCAAUUCAAUUUUAAUCAAACUCAACUCUCCAUCUCACUCUAACAAAACAACCCUAACCCUGCGAGUGCCAAAUUGCUUUCACCUCCUCAACACUGUAGCCAGCUCCUGACGCACACGAAAGUAUGGUUAGGGUUAGUGUCUUGAAUGAUGCUCUCAGGAGCAUUUACAAUGCUGAUAAACUUGGGAAGCGCCAAGUUAUGAUUAGGCCAUCAUCAAAAGUCAUUAUCAAAUUCCUCACGGUCAUGCAAAAGCAUGGAUACAUUGGGGAGUUCGAAUACGUCGAUGAUCACAGGGCUGGAAAAAUUGUUGUUCAAUUGAAUGGUAGAUUGAAUAAGUGCGGUGUUAUUAGUCCUCGUUUCGAUAUCGGCGUCAAAGGGGUUGAAGGAUGGACUGCAAGACUGCUUCCCUCAAGACAGUUUGGAUAUAUUGUCUUGACAACCUCUGCUGGUAUCAUGGAUCAUGAAGAGGCUAGGAGAAAGAAUGCUGGUGGUAAAGUGUUGGGUUUUUUCUACUAGGCUAUGAAGAUGGCACCCUAUUUCAGAUUUUGAUGAGCUCAUAAGUUUUUGAGUGUUAGAGAUUUUUUCUUCUUUUGCAUGGUUAUAUAUUAUAAUCUGGCUUUUACUUAGGACCUUAUGUUUUUAAUUUGUGUUAUGCUAAGUUGAAUUUUGCGUAA